CCUUGUACUUCUCCACUCUGCUCGUCCUCUUCUCGACAGACGGUUCACGGAGCACGAGGCGGUUUCAACACGAAGACGAUGAACCCCAGGACGGACAAGCUCGUGAGGAGGACAACCAUGGUGGCGACCAUCACCGCCUCCUAUUUUCUCUUAACCGCUGACUACGGCCCCGAACCUAAUGCUCUCGAUCCCAUUAAGAAGGCGAUACUAUCGGCCGAGAAUCGUGUGAAAGGUUUUGUUUUUGGAUCGAGCGAGAAACCUCGAGAGAGCCACUUGGGGAACUUGGGGGGCUCCAGGGAUUCACCAAAAGAACAACCAUGAUCCUGUUGUCUUGUUCACUUCGUGCCGAAGAACGUCUGUCUUGACUCUUAGAGCUGCUUAGCCUUUGGUUCGGUUUGAGCAGGAUAUCACAGUUUUUGUAUGGUCUGUGGUUAGUGUGAUGUAUAUACCAUGGGAGACCAGUUCAGUUUUUGCGAAUGUAAGUAACCUCGACUGUGGAAUUAGACAGAAGUGUUUUAAUUGAGUUUCUUCGACUCA
Messenger RNA from Rhodamnia argentea, 537 nucleotides. RefSeq lists its product as uncharacterized. NCBI's taxonomy places the organism in Eukaryota, Viridiplantae, Streptophyta, Magnoliopsida, Myrtales, Myrtaceae. The record is from RefSeq and is a predicted model, not a curated record. The transcript is spliced from 2 exons. Bases 79 to 321 code for a protein of 80 amino acids.